This is a messenger RNA of Triticum dicoccoides, 2588 nucleotides long. Its product is annotated as zinc finger BED domain-containing protein RICESLEEPER 2-like. Lineage: Eukaryota; Viridiplantae; Streptophyta; Magnoliopsida; Poales; Poaceae. The transcript has 5 exons. The record is from RefSeq and is a predicted model, not a curated record. Gene Ontology annotation, molecular function: protein dimerization activity; DNA binding. Bases 275 to 2353 code for a protein of 692 amino acids.
CCAGUUUCGCCGCGCCGCCACCCAUCUCUGUCUCUCCCCAUUCUCUUCUUUCUUUUCCCCUUCCCCAUCCGACGAGCGCCGCCGCAAGGGCCGAAGCCCACCGGCCACGCCCAUUCAUUUUCCACCGGACGUGGAGCAGGGCACACGGCCGGGGGGCACAGCCGCACAGGAGGGCCGCGGCGGCGCGCGGCGGAGCAGGACGCCGCCGACGGUCGGCAAUCCGCGAGUACCGGACUGGAGGAGUCCACAGGUUGAUAUCUGAGAGCAAGUUUGCAUGGCAUCUUCUGAAACUAGCGCCGCACCGGCAGCACGGAGCUCAGAUUUGGCUGGACAUUCAACAACUCCAGAUGCUACGCUGGACACUAGCGCCGAAGCAUCACAAGGUGCCGCUGAUGGGUCUGUCAGAGUUGGCACUAAGAGAAGAAAGCUUCCAUCAUUCAUAUGGAGCGAUUUUGAGAACGUGUUUGUUGACGGGGAAUGGAAAGCCGACUGCAUCUAUUGCGCCGAAAUUCUUCCUGCAGAAGCUGCCGGUGGCACUUCACACCUGGAGGACCACCUGAUGUCGUGUGCUGAUUGGCAGGCACUGGCAGCCCCACAGGAAUCAAGGUUGUCAAAGGCUUUUGACGAUGGGGAAGCCGAUUGGGAGGAUGUUCUGUUUGAUCAAGCUGUUGCCAGGAAACAGCUUGCGAUGAUGAUCUGUGCCCAUGAUUACCCUCUGUCUAUCGUCGAUCAUGCGGGUUUUCAAAAACUGUGUUAUGCAUUACAACCAACGUUUCAGAUGGUAUCAAGAAAUGACAUUAGAAAAGAUAUCUUGGGUAUGUAUGCAGCCGAGAAGGAUAAGAUGGUGAAGUAUUUUGCAAACUUUAAAGGUCGAGUUGCCAUUACUACGGACAUGUGGACUGCAGAACAUCAGAAGAGAGGUUACAUGGUAGUCACUGCGCAUUUCCUCGAUGAAUCUUGGCAACUCAAGAGCUUUAUGUUGAGGUUUGUUUAUGUGCCUGUCCCACAUAAUGCCACAGUCAUAUGUCAAGCACUGCAUGAGUCCCUUGUUGAGUGGCAUCUCGAGAGAAAGAUAUCGACGGUGACUCUGGACAAUUGCACACCGAAUGAUGAAGGUAUGGAACAUUUGCCAGAUAAGUUGGAUUUGAGAUCUCUUCUAUUGGAGGGUAAAUAUCUGCAUAUGCGCUGUGGCGCACAUAUGCUUAAUCUGAUUGUGAAAGAUGGCAUGGAUCUCAUGGAGAAGGGCAUAGAGCGGGUUCGUGAUAGUGUUGCAUAUUGGUCAGCUACUCCUGGGAGACAUGAGAAAUUUGAAAAAAUGGCAGGGACUCUGAACAUUGAAUACAAGGAAAGGUUGUUUCUUGAUUGUAAAACCAGAUGGAAUUCAACCUACAGAAUGCUAACUAUUGCAUUAGAAUACAUCGAGAUUUUUGAAACACUAAAGACACGUGAGAAAUCAUUUAGUUGUUGUCCAACCAAAGAUGAUUGGAAGUUUGCUAAGGAAGUUUGUGACAGGCUUAAAAUUUUCUAUGAUGUCAGCGAGUCGUUUUCAGGCACUAAAUAUGUUACUGCAAAUAUGUUCUUCCGUAAAAUAUGUUGCAUUCAGUUGGCAAUACGGAAAUGGGUUGCUAGUGACAAUGAGCUUGUGCAAACAAUGUCUGAGGAAAUGAAGUGGAAAUUUGACAAAUAUUGGAAAGAUGUACUUGAUCUUAUGUCUGUUGCAACUGUUCUUGAUCCAAGGUACAAGCUUCAUAUGUUGCAAGCUAUUUUUGGUUCUCUCUAUGGAACGGAAUAUGCAGCUGUGGAGGUUGAAAAAACAAGGAAGCUGAUGGCUGAUUUGCUGAAACAAUAUCAAGAAGCUGAUGGGGUUGUGGCUACAUCAGAGCCUGUUAGCACUGCUGCUGCAGAAGCUGGUGGAGAAAUAGACAUUAUGGACAUAUUUGAUCGAUACAUGUCCUCACGGCCUACUAUCGGUGCUUCUCCAGUGCAGACAGAAUUAGACUUGUACUUGGAAGAGCAAAUUAUCCGUAGAAUACCAGAUGAAGACAUCAUGACUUGGUGGAAGUAUGGGGGUGCAAAGUAUCCUACUUUGCAAAGAAUUGCUCGUGAUAUACUGCCUAUCCCUGCGUCAGCGGUGAUAUCAGAAUCAGCCUUUAAUACCAAUGGCAGACUGCUUAGUCCACAUCGUGGCCAACUUGCGCCAAGCAUGGUAGAAGCUCUCAUGUGUAUGAAAGCUUGGUCCCGUGCUGACAUGAUAGGGGACGGCAAUUCGACCCUCUGUGCAGUAUUUCAGAGUGUUCUUGACGACGAUGAAGAGAUGAUGAAUGACUCUGAAUCUAUGAUAACUGAAGACUAGUCUGCCAAGAGGCGAAGAACCGAAGAUGGUGCCUAGAAGCUGCUGUCGUCCUUUAUUUAUAAAUGAGAAUUGCGAUGCACUUGAUGUUUGUCUCACGGCUGUACUUGUGCUCAUUUGAUGGUGUGCGAUGUCAUUUUGUGAGAAACUGAGACUGAUAAUUGACGUGUUCCGCACUCGUGCUUAUUUGCUAUUGUCUGAAAUGCUAAAUAUCCGAAUUGCUAUGUUUUGCCCCAAA